ACAAGCAUAGCAUAGUACUGCUAGCGUUUCUGAACUGGUUUUGUGAAAUGGCGAAAUUGUGACUUCAAUCAAUUUCUACUUACGUUCGAUAUUACAAUUUUAUAACUAAAUAAUGCGAUUUUGUUGUUACAAAGACUAAUUACUAUUUCAAAUUAUGUUAGUGUGGCUCUGAAAUCACCAACUAUGACGCACGAAGGAAGUUGAUGGGGAUUCUACCCUAGUGUUGGUUCUCUCUGCUUAUUAUAAAAUAAUAAAAUUUUCCACGUAGAAAUAAAAUGAAUAACAACGGAGGAGGCGCUGGAGGUGGAGUGGGGAUGGCAGGAGGUCCAUAUGAGACCAAAAUUGCCGGGUUGUAUGACCUCCUGGAUACCCUGGGUUCCGGGCAUUUUGCUGUGGUCAAGCUGGCUCGGCAUGUGUUCACUGGAGAAAAAGUUGCCGUGAAAGUUAUAGACAAGAGCAAAUUAGAUGAUGUUUCUACAUCACAUUUAUUUCAAGAGGUUCACUGCAUGAAAUUAGUCCAACAUCCCAACGUAGUAAGAUUAUAUGAAGUAAUAAACACACAAACCAAACUGUACUUGAUCCUGGAGCUGGGCGACGGCGGCGACUUGUACGACUACAUCAUGAGGCACGAGUCUGGCUUGUCGGAGUCUCUGGCCCGCAAUUAUUUCCGACAAAUAGUUCGUGCAAUCUCAUACUGCCACAGGUUACAUGUUGUGCAUCGAGACCUGAAACCUGAAAACGUAGUUUUCUUCGAAAGAUUAGGUGUAGUGAAAUUGACUGACUUUGGUUUUAGCAAUAAAUUUUGUCCCGGACAAAAACUAGAGACUUCCUGUGGUUCCUUAGCUUAUUCGGCUCCUGAGAUUCUGUUAGGGGACUCGUACGAUGCGCCCGCCGUGGACGUGUGGUCGCUCGGGGUUAUUCUUUACAUGCUCGUGUGCGGGCAAGCUCCAUUCCAAGAAGCCAAUGACAGUGAAACGCUAACGAUGAUCAUGGACUGUAAAUACACAAUACCACCGCAUAUAUCAACAGGUUGUAAAAAGCUAAUUGGACGUAUGCUAGUUCGCGAGCCAGAGAAGCGCGCCACGCUAGCGGAGAUCUCCGCCGACCCGUGGGUGACCGGCGGCGAGUCCGCCCCAUCGCACGAGUGUGACACGCCCCUCGUGACUCGCGAACAACUCUCAGAGGAGGACCGCGCGAACAUCAUGCAGAGAAUGGUCAGCGUGGCGACCAAGGAACAGAUAUUGGAGGCGCUGGAGAAGAAUGAAUAUAAUCAUAUAACUGCUACGUAUUAUUUGUUGGCUGAGAGGAAGCUUAGAGCUAAAAGGCAAGAAGAAAACUUGGCCCGAAGGCCCGAGGUGCUGAGUGUGUCGCGAGGAGGGUCCCGGUCUAACAAUCUGCUGGCGCCGCCGACGCUCCCCACCGCGCCUCGCACACCACAGGAUGCUCCCCCCAGGUCAAGAAAGUGCAGCAUAGUCCGCGAAGAAGAAGACGACGAGGAGAGCAGCCCCGGCGGGCGCGUGGCGGACGCGCGGCGCGGCUCGCGCUCCGAGGGCCGCCUGCGCGUCGCGCGCCCGCCCGCCGCGCUCGCCGUCACGCUCACCCGGGUGAAUCUAGAAGAUAACCCGACGGAUCCUCCCACGGCACCGGCGGAGAGCUCGGAGGCGGCGGCGGCGCCGGCGGCGGAGAGUGCGGAGGCGCCGCCGCGCGUGCCGCCCGCGCCGCCGCCCGCGCGCCGCCAGCGCCUCGACGUGCGCCGCCGCCGGCCCCGCGCCGGCUCCUGCUCCUCCUCCGACCUCUCCGACGACGACUCCGAGAAGAAGAAGCGCGCCGCCGAGCAGAACGACGCGCCGCCCGAGCGCGCGCGUCGCGACUCGCACGACGACUCCAGCGACAGCCAGGAGCGCGGCGCCGGCGCCGGCGGCCGCGGCGCGCGCCCCGCCGCCCGCGCCGCGCUGCAGGGCGCGCCCGGCGCCGGCGCCGACCGCGGCGGUGGCGCGGCCGGCGACGCGCGCCAGCAGGGCGGCGCCAGCACCGGCCGCCGGCGCCGCGCCGCCCGCAAGGAGUCCCGCCUGCGCGAGUCGCGCUCGCUCAACCGCAUCGCGGAGGUGGAGGAGGCGGCGGCGGCGCGCUGGGCGGGCGCCGGCGGGCUGGUGGCCUUCUGCGGGCGGCCGCUGCUGCGCCUGCUGGCGGCCGCGCGGCCGCAGCCGGCGCAGCGCCGCCUGCACGGCCUGUGCUAGCGCCGCCGCCGCCGCCGGGACCCCGAGUGCCCGGCGCGGCGUGACCCCGCUCCGCUGUCGAGGGCGAGCCGAGCCUCCCCGGUGGACUGUUACGGCGAGGACGCUCUGAGGACGACCGACGACUCGUGCCUGAGCCGUCUCCUCGAGUUUGUGGCGCUCGACGCGGCCGCCGCGGGCGCCGGUCGGCUCGCGGAGGAUCCGUUGGAGCUAAGUUUGCGAGUUUGACGGUCGCGCGCCCACCUGCGACGACUUGCACUCGCCCUCGCCUCGCUACAUGAUACGGUAACUGUUGUGUCGGUCGUGUCGGCCGCGACUCGCUCCACGCGCCGCCAAAAGAUAGUUCUAGUUAAGAAAGUUUUAGUUUAAUCUAACGAUUGUCCGGUGCGGAACUGCCGUCUUGAACAAAGCAAUAAAUUAAACUUAUUUAAUAAUUUCAAUUAUGCAUCCCCGUAGCGUUGUCGACUUAGUGAAUAAUCGAUGCGUUAUAGUUGAUAGACAUAUCGAAAGGUUACAUUUCUGCUAGGACGAUUAUGUUGGUGCGAUAUUUGAAAAAUAAUGAUUAUCGUCAGAAGGAUGUCUUGGCUGAAUGUGAUAUCGAAGUUGAUUAAAACGUGAUGCUGAUGAGUGUAUUACAUUUGUACUGUUCAGUCGACUCCUCGUCGCUCAAGACAACUGUAACAUCAUUUAUUACAGGGGUCUCCAAGAGCCUGGCUCCCGCGGGCCGGACGCUUUGGGUGUCGGCGGGCCGGAUUGGAACGCGUCGCGGGCCGGAUAUGGCCCGCGGGCCGGGGUUUGGAGAGCCCUGGUUUAUUGUAUUUGCGGUAACCCCAACAUAACGAAACAUUUCUCUAUUUUUCCUGAGAUGGUUCAUAGGUAAACAGGGUUACUCCAUUUCAUUUCACGGGUAGGAAUUGAACCUCAUCGUCAUCACAUAUAGGACAAAGUACUGACAAUUCAUAACUGUGCUGAGCAUAAACAUAAACAUAGACCAAUAAUCAAAGAAAUAAUUAAACUUGCUCGUAGGAUUACAGUCGUUUUAAUCGUUUAGAAUAUUAUCAACUUCCGAAAACUGUUGGUUGCUAGUUUGUUUAGUAUGAAACUGUGGCAUUUCCUACAUGUUAGUUAAAUUAGAUGUGUUUUCUGUUACUAGGUUGAUUGGUUUUGUAAAUUGUAUGUGUCUUAAAAUGGGAAUGUUAACUAUGAAAAAAUGUUAAAUGUAUAACAUAAAUAUCUGUGUACAUAAAUAUUAAAUUGUUGUAAAUAAAUAGUCUAUUUCAUAUAUAAUGUUAAAAUAAGUACAGAUUAUUUCGUUCAGUUUGGUGGAACAUUAUCGUUUUAUUACAAAGGUCUAGUUCGACUUGGGCUCAUGGCUGGAGUCCAGCUGUUGGUCCAAAAAAGGUCUGUCGAGUCACAAAAAUGAAACGUUCAUAUUGUAAUUAACUUUUUCAAAUUUGAUGUGCUUGAGUACCAGCUAACAGAGAGGUCCAGCUUUUUAAACUCCGCCAUCGAAUCCACAAGACGGGUCACGGCUUGCGAGCCUCUUUUAACAUCGGUGCCGAUAUGUUUGACUUGCAGUGAUGUGAUGCCAAUAUCAAAUCCGUGAACCUUUAAAUCGCUGGCCCGAUAUUACAGUGCAGGGUUCUAUGUUUCACUUUUAUCGAGCUGUUUGAACAUUGCAUGGUGACAUUAUUCUAUUCAUUAAGUCGAAUUUCAAAUAUCUUGAUAUCUUUAACAUAGAACCCUGUAAUAUUGGACCAGCGAUAUGCUAUCUCGUGUAUUUCGAAACGUCUUUGUAUCAAUAAUAUAGUAUCCCAGUAUGCAUAUCGGUUCACACUUCCAUUUACAUUGCGAGUUGAAUAUGUCGUUUAAAGUUGUUUAUAAAAUUGUGGGUCUGAUCCAAAUUUCUAGACGUCGCACAGCAAAAAUAUUAGGAAUGUCACUGUUCACCUAUUCGUGGAUAAUAAUGAAUACUAAGACGAAGUUACCCUGACAGUCACAAAAUUUUGUGAUGCAGUUUUUUCUGUUGUGUGACUCAAUAACUUUUGAUCUGAUCCUUAUAUAGUUUUGGUAAUUCGCUUUUAGGGUUCUGAUAAUAUGUCAUCAUGUGUGCUAACGGUAACUGUCGUUUCAUUUACCUAUUUGACAUACAUUAUUGUUCUACAUUUUGCGGCUUGUUGGGUUGGACUUAGAAGUAGGUAUGAAAUAUUUGACUUCUGUUUACCUCAGGGUGCUUUGAUAACAUGAUGAUAUUGAUGAUGCAAUAAAAUAACAAGACCAAAGAUUAAUAAAUUGUUUGUUAACUAACAACACUUUGUCCUGGUUGGUGCCAACGUCUAUACAAUUUACGAUUUAUUUAAAUCUUUCAUAAAUAAUGUACUUUGAGAUUGGACUUUUUAUUGGUGCUUGUUAUUUUAACUUUAUACAGGACACUUUUAAGAUGAUUUUUAAUGUAAAAUAAACUAAAUUCAAUAUACCUAUAGAAACUGGAGUGAAGUAGUGUAUUUAAUCGAAAUAUACGUACCUAUAUCUACUACCUACUUAUAUAAAUAAGAUAGUCUAGCGCCAUGAACAAAAUUACUAACAUACUCAUUAUUACAUUUAACUUUGUGGUUUGCAGUGAAGUUCUGAAUGCCUUAAUAUUAUUUCAUUGUCGAUGUCCGAUUGCGUAAUUUAUUGGCCGAUUCAUCAAAUAUAGUACUUCUCUUUCUUAAUAAGCUUUUGAUUGCACUUUAUUCUCAUAACAUAAAUGUCAUGGGACCGUCAGCAUAGUGUCCCUGCAUGGGGACUAGCGCCUUGGUGUCGUGGUACAUAUAAUUGUGUAGUACCUAGUGGCAGUUUGGGAACGCUAAAUGCUUGAAUAGGUACAUUAUAAUUUUAUUGCUAUACUUAUCUUAUUUCUGCAGGCAUUGUAAAUCUAAUAUAAUAUUUCUAUAGACAAUCUGCUGCUUUCUGAUUUUUUUAAUGUACCUAUAUUUUUCUACUGUUAUAUUAUAAAGAAGCUCAUGUUCAAUUUUGUUUUGUAAUUUAUUGCAUGUAAAAUGUAAACGUAUGGUAUUUUCGCUAUCACCGAAGCAGUUACUAAAACAACGGGGUUUUCAGUGCAAUAAUACAGAUAUUAUCCGAGCUUUGAAUUUAUACAUUUAUAUUAAAUUUAUACGAGUGAAGUGGAUAGCUUAAGGCGUUUUAAACUGAUAUUCUAAUAACUGUGUACCUGGUUGCCAUCUGUAUUUGGCGUUAAUUAGGCUUUUGCAAUUGUCCACGACUUGUAGUAAAUAGGUCUUGUAUGUAUUUAUGUAUCAGUAAAUUUAUCACAAUAUGAUUAAGUUUUAUUUGUAGAAUCGUUCAUUUGAUUUCAGAUUCUAUAUUAUAUUGGAUUUCACUAAAAGGGCGAAAUCGUGUAUAACCCUCCACCCAGUUGAAUCCCUGAAUUAUUUUGGUUUCUAACAAUUAAAUACCUCAACGAAUAAAUAAAACGUCAUUUCUUCCAUAUUACAAAUGUAGCUUUAAAUUUAAUUUAAGGAAGCCCCUAAUAUACUUACUAUACUCUUUAAGUAAGCCUCCUCAUGGAGGGAUAUAAAUGACCACCCUCUUGUAUAGUUUUCUUGCCAGAGGCCCUUAUAGAAGAAAUUAAUUUGCAGUAUUGUGUGUAAUAUUAUUUAUUAAAUGUAUUUGUGUCGAA
Messenger RNA from Cydia fagiglandana, 5916 nucleotides. It is a transcript of the gene Snrk, whose product is annotated as SNF-related serine/threonine-protein kinase. The coding region runs from base 276 to 2237 and encodes 653 amino acids. NCBI's taxonomy places the organism in Eukaryota, Metazoa, Arthropoda, Insecta, Lepidoptera, Tortricidae. Gene Ontology annotation, biological process: intracellular signal transduction; protein phosphorylation. Gene Ontology annotation, cellular component: cytoplasm. Gene Ontology annotation, molecular function: protein serine/threonine kinase activity; ATP binding. The transcript is spliced from 8 exons. The record is from RefSeq and is a predicted model, not a curated record.